AUGUGCUUUGGGGCAAUCAUCGCCGGUGAGCUCAGGGACAAAGAGGACUCGAAUGCCCACAAACCGCCCGGCCUCACAUGCACUGACCGGAAUCAAAGCCUGUGUCGGAUCGUUCGCUUUCGCCUUCGCCUCCCUUGUCACUCCGGCCGGGCCGAAGCCUCGGUCCGUCGAGGCGCCGCGUUUCGCCGGACUCCGCCGCAUCGGGCUCGAGCCCCGCGCCGUCGGGCGACCCGGCCCCAGCAACCGCGUGCAGCCAGGACUGCCGGUGGCCGGACUCGGGCUCGAGCCCGAGCCCGAGCCCGACCGAAGCGGGGAGCGCGGCGCGGAUCCGGGCGUGGCGGACGGCGUUGCUGGGGGCAGGCGACUCAUCGGCGGGACUCGGCUCUGGCCCGUCAAUCCGAAGGGGCCCAGGGUUAUCCUCGCCUCGGCGUAGGCCGAGCAUUCGUCUCGCCGAGCCGAUCGGCUCGUCUUCCUCUCACUCGCCACGCUCUUGCCACUUUCAUUGCUCGACCCGUCGCCGUCACUGUCGCCGUCGGCGUCGGCGUCGUCGUCGUCGGCGUCGCUGCUCGACCAAUCGCUGCGCUGUGCUCGACUGGCCAGCAUCAUUUGGCAUUGAGGCGGUGGCCCAAAACAAGACGGUUUUUCAUGCCGAACAGGCGCUUGCGGGGCACAUGCUUGACUGUCGGGCGUGAAGAGGGCCCGAGGAAUGGAAGCAAAUCUUCCCUCAGGUGUCCACCCUGCACUCGGCAACAAACAGUCACUUGA
Molecule: messenger RNA, 765 nt
Organism: Protopolystoma xenopodis
Lineage: Eukaryota; Metazoa; Platyhelminthes; Monogenea; Polystomatidea; Polystomatidae
Source: the annotation of a GenBank genome assembly